AUGCCUUCCACCGGUUCAGCAAAUGGGCACAGGUCCCUAACGAACUAUGUGUCUUUCCUAGAUCUGGAUACAGGGCGCACCCGCGUUGGUCAUUAUGAUCUCGCGAAUGGAUCUAUCCAGCCAUUGGCCUUCUUGUCCGGAACGCCGCUAGACAACAUCUACCAGGUGAUUGAAAUUGGCGAAUCUAACAUCAUCCCUUCGGGCAAAACUUUACUAGCUUCCGCCAUCAAGAUCUUGCCACCCUUCACCGGCCGCGAUAUCUUGUGUGUUGGCAAAAACUAUGCUGAACAUGCGAAGGAGUUCAAUAGCUCAGGCUUUGACAGCUCAGACAAAGUAGACACGCCGUCCCACCCUGUCAUUUUCACCAAACGUUUCACUUCCAUUAUUGGAAAUGGCGAUGAAAUCUUGCCGCAUUUGGACUUCACGGAGACAGUUGACUAUGAAGGCGAGAUCGGUGUUGUCGUUGGCAAAGCUGGAUUUCGCAUAUCAGAAGAAAGCGCAAUGGACCACGUAUGGGGCUACACAAUUGUCAAUGACGUGACGGCGCGUGAGCGUCAAAGAGACCACAAGCAGUUUUAUAUUGGAAAGUCUCCCGACACAUUCUGCCCCAUGGGACCGAUUGCAGUACCAGCAUCCAAGCUAGAUAAGGUAUUGCAGCUGGAGACGUACGUCAAUGGGGAGCUGCGACAGAAAGCCACAACAAAGGACCUGAUCUUUUCCAUUCCUCAUCUGAUCAAGACCAUGUCCGAAGGGCAAACACUCAUGCCGGGCGAUGUUCUUGCCACCGGAACACCUGCAGGCGUUGGUAUCGGAAGGAAGCCACCAAUCUAUCUCAGGCCUGGUGAUACUGUCGCCGUAUCCGUCAGCGGUCUGGGUACUCUGACGAAUCGCAUUGCAAGUCCAAACUCGAACAAUCCGACCAUCACCACGGUUGGAAGCACGUUGUCCCGUAUACAGCCCUGUAACUUGGCUAAAAGCAUCGACAAUACGUCGCUGACAAUCAUCAACAACAAACCACUCUACUACAAAAGUAUCGGUGUACAAUCAAAACUAUCUAUUGUUUUCAUCCAUGGUCUUGGUGGCACCUCUGACUUCUACACUCCACUGAUCCAGUCUCUGGGCCUUGAAACCACGCACUCCCUACAUCUAUUUGACCUAGAAGGCCAUGGACUCUCACCAUCCUCGCCACUUAGCAAAGUGAGCAUCGAAUCUAUUGCCAAUGACGUUAACGGCAUAUUCGAGAAGGCGAACAUCACGCCGGAUGCAACGCUCAUAGCUCAUUCAAUGGGAUGUCUUGCAGCUGUUCAGUUCGCACUGAUGCAUCCAAACAAGAUAUCGAACUUAAUUCUAAUCGGGCCUCCACCGUCACCUCUACCUGAAGCAGGGAGUGCGGGUGCCCACGCUCGAGCUGAGACGGUGCGAAGUAAGGGCAUGCACGCUGUUGUCGAUGCUGUUGUCUCCGCUGGUACUUCGGAUAAGACGAAAACUACGAAUCCAGUAGCAGUAGCUGCAGUGCGCAUGUCGUUACUUUGUCAGGAUCCCGAGGGGUACGCGAAGGGAUGUACGGCACUUGCAGAGGCAAAAGCGCUCGACUUUGCCAUGAUCCAACCCAGAACGCUCAUCAUCACAGGGACUGAAGACAAGGUAUCGCCACCUCAGUUGUGCGAGAAAUACUUGAAAGGGCUAGGAGAUAAGGGAAGUCUGCAUGUACUGGAAAGUGUGGGGCAUUGGCAUGUUCUAGAGGACUUUCAAGGUACUGCGAGCGCUGUAAAGGCGUUUCUGUAG
Bipolaris victoriae FI3 is the source of this 1785-nucleotide messenger RNA. RefSeq lists its product as hypothetical. The coding region runs from base 1 to 1785 and encodes 594 amino acids. Gene Ontology annotation, molecular function: acetylpyruvate hydrolase activity. The transcript has 3 exons. NCBI's taxonomy places the organism in Eukaryota, Fungi, Ascomycota, Dothideomycetes, Pleosporales, Pleosporaceae. The record is from RefSeq and is a predicted model, not a curated record.